AUAAAGUCAUUGUCUAAGCGUCUCAUUGUACUUUCUACCAUAAGACCAUGUCUCUGACACCUAGGUCCCAUGUCCCCAUGUUCCUUCUUAUCCUUGUUUUCAUUCUUUCGCUCACAUGGACAACUGAAGAAUCUUCUCUUGAAAAGAUUCUCCAUAAUCAUGGCCUUCCAGCCGGUCUCUUCCCUCAAAGUGUAAAAUCUUUCAAAUUGGACCAAAUGGGUCAUUUAGAGGUACACUUCGAUCGUCCAUGUUUGGCUCAGUAUGAAACAACAAUGUUCUUUGACACCGUUGUGAAAGCCAACCUCAGUUAUGGACAACUUAAGAUUUUGGAGGGCAUGUUUAGUGAAGAGCUUUUCUUGUGGCUACCUGUUAAGGAUAUCAUGGUUAUUGAUCCAACUUCUGGUUUAAUUGUCAUUGAUAUUGGAUUUGCCUUUAAGUUUCUCUCUUUAUCUCGUUUUGAUGAACCUCCAAUUUGUAGAUCUUAUCUUGGUCUUUCGUUUCGUAUGGAUGGAAGAAAGGGCAUUGAAUUUGAAGAUCAGAGAAAAGGUUAUUCAUCAUUUGUAUAAAAGUAUAGCUUCACCCGUUUUAAAUUUUGGGGGUUGUUGUAUGAAAAAUUAUAUUUAUGUACAAAAAUGUGCAACUCAUAUAUAGUAUAAUAAUA
Messenger RNA from Medicago truncatula (barrel medic), 661 nucleotides. RefSeq lists its product as uncharacterized. The record is from RefSeq and is a predicted model, not a curated record. Lineage: Eukaryota; Viridiplantae; Streptophyta; Magnoliopsida; Fabales; Fabaceae. The transcript is spliced from 2 exons. Bases 48 to 566 code for a protein of 172 amino acids.